AUGCAGAGCCUUGCCAUGGGCCGAAUGUCCCAAAAGGCGAUCAGCUACUACGUGUCGGCCACAGACGACAGCAUCACCAAGGAGGAGAAUGGGAACGUAUACCGCUCGAUCCAGCUCCGGCCACGCGUGCUCGUCGAUUGCACACGCUGUGAUUUGUCGACCACAGUGCUUGGACACAGACUCGCGGCACCCGUGUUCGUGUCGCCCGCCGCCUUGGCCACGCUGGCCCACGAGGACGGGGAGAGGGGCAUCGCGGGGGCCUGCUCCAAGUACAAGACGCUACAGAUCAUCAGCAAGAAUGCUGGCCAGCCGCUGAAGGAGAUUAUCCAGGCUGGUCCAGAUGCCGUCUUUGGGUGGCAGCUGUACAUCCUCAAGGACAUUGCCGAGACGAAGCGCGAGCUCGCCUUGCUGAAGGAGGUGCCGCAGGUCUCGUUCCUCGUCUUGACGGUCGACGCGCCGUUUCCCGGCAAGCGAGAGGCCGAGGUCCGCUUCAAGAAUGCGGAGGCGCGCGCCAAAGCGAGCAAGACUGCGUCCGAGGCGCCGCCUCAGGCGUGGGGCACGGAGAGCAACCUGACCUGGCGGAAGACGCUGGCCUGGCUGCAGACGCAAACGGAGCUGCCCAUUAUCCUCAAGGGCAUCCAGACGUACGAGGAUGCGUACGCGGCGACACUCUUCCCUUCCGUCAAGGGCAUCAUCCUGUCUAACCACGGGGGCCGGGCGCUAGAUACCGUCUCCCCUCCGAUCCAGGUCCUGAUGGAGAUUAGAAAGUUUUGUCCGCAGGUCCUGGACAGGAUAGACGUGUUGAUAGAUGGCGGCAUCAAGAGAGGCACAUCCGUGGCCAAGGCACUCGCGCUUGGGGCCAAAGCCGUAGGAAUCGGGAGGGCGCCACUCUUUGGCCUCGCGGUGGGAGGUCAAGCAGGCGUAGAGAGGACCCUUGAGAUCCUGAUUGACGAGACGACUACAGCGCUGCGCUUGCUGGGCGCCCAAUGCGUAUCUGAUCUGGGACCCCGACAUGUGAACACGAGUGCUCUUGACGCGCAAUUGUACGAUGGGCCUGCAGCGCUGGAAGAGGUGGAGAGAGAGGUGCUGGAAGAAGUAGACGUGGCUCAGCUGAAUCUGUGA
Molecule: messenger RNA, 1122 nt
Organism: Emericellopsis atlantica
Lineage: Eukaryota; Fungi; Ascomycota; Sordariomycetes; Hypocreales; Bionectriaceae
Product: FMN-dependent dehydrogenase
Exons: 3
Coding region: 1-1122 (373 amino acids)
Molecular function (GO): FMN binding; oxidoreductase activity
Source: RefSeq, a predicted model, not a curated record